Molecule: messenger RNA, 1308 nt
Organism: Exophiala viscosa
Lineage: Eukaryota; Fungi; Ascomycota; Eurotiomycetes; Chaetothyriales; Herpotrichiellaceae
Product: L-lactate dehydrogenase
Exons: 2
Coding region: 10-1308 (432 amino acids)
Molecular function (GO): oxidoreductase activity; FMN binding
Source: RefSeq, a predicted model, not a curated record
CGCGACGAAAUGACCUCGGCACUUCACUUCAGGCAACAAACACGAGCUUCCACCGGGAAAUAUGGUGGACUCCGAGACCCAAUCUUCUCCACUAAGCCAGCAGAAUGGGAAGCGCUGGCACGUUCAAAAGUUCCAGCAGGAAACUUCGGAUACGUCUCCGGCUCAGCGAGCAGUGGACAGACGAACCUGUCAAAUCUGGCGGCCUUUGACCGAUAUCGUCUCCGCCCGAAGAUGUUGGUCAAUGCGACUCGACGAGACUUGAGCGUCGACCUAUUUGGCACCAAACACAACAGCCCACUGCUUGUCGCACCUGUCGGCGUGCAGAACAUCAUGCAUAAAGAUGCCGAAGACGCGACUGCCAAAGCAUGCCGUAACGUUGGCGUCCCCAUGAUUCUCUCCUCUGCAGCAACUAGAACCAUUGAACAGGUCGCUGAAGCCAAUGGCGAUGGCGAUCGUUGGUACCAACUCUAUUGGCCGCGGCCUCAGUGGGAGGAAGUCACGGUCAGUCUACUCAACCGGGCCAAGUCGAACGGAUAUAAAGUCUUGGUGGUAACACUGGACACUUUCAAUCUGGCGUGGCGACCCACCGAUCUGGAUUCAUCUUACUUACCAUUCCUUUGGGGCGAUGGAUGUCAGGUCGGCCACUCUGAUCCGGUGUUCAACAGGAGAUAUGAGGAGAUGCAGACAAGAGAUACUCGAACUUCGGGAGAAAAGCUGGCCGAGUUGUGGACCAUGCUCAAACGGCCGGGCUCAAUCUAUGGCGCCGCUCGGGUACUGGCCAAUAUUCAUGUCCUACAAAAGUCUAGAGCAUGGCUGGACGUGUUGAACUCGGGAACGUACCGCGAAUGGGAACACUUGGAGAUUCUGAAGACGCUGUGGGACGGUCCUAUCGUCCUCAAGGGCAUUCAGACCGUCGAAGAUGCCCACAAGGCCAUCGAGUACGGCAUGGACGGAAUCAUCGUUUCCAAUCACGGUGGCCGGCAAUGUGACGGGGCCAUUGCUUCGCUCGACGCCCUUGCUGAGAUUGCCGCCGACGAAAAAGUCCGUGAUUCCAAGCUGACAUUGCUUUUUGAUAGCGGUAUUCGUACUGGCAGUGACAUUCUGAAGGCUCUGGCUUUGGGUGCAAAAGCGGUGCUUAUUGGUAGACCGUAUAUGUAUGGUCUUGCGAUCCGAGGACAGCAGGGUGUUGAGCACGUGUUGAGGUGUCUGCUGGCUGACACUGACAAUAUGCUAGGCAAUAUGGGCAAGAAGAGCAUCCGAGAUCUUCGCAGGCAUGAUCUACAGAUCCAAUCAUCCUCAAAGCUCUAG